GCUUCGAAGGAUAAAUCUCGUUAUUUUUCGUUGCGAGCUCAUCUUCCCAAACGGACCAAAAUACCCCUUGAGUGUGCCGAAAACCACAAAACUAGCAUUUAAACUCACAGAACUCAACUCAGGCGAGUCGAGUAUGACGAGAAACCCGAUUCUGAACUUGCGCCGGCGACGGUAACGUGCGCCGAGAGCUCGUCUUCCACACCAAGACUGAGAAGAUGACUGCAGUCGUACCCCUCUUCUCAUCCUUCACACCAAAUCCCAUCUCAACGGCCAAGCUCAAACUCCCGCCAAAUCUCUCUUCUUCUUUGAAUCUCAAUUCUCUGAGGCGUAGUGAUUACCGGAGAUUUGUGAAUUUCACUCGUGCGGCAGUGGUUUAUGGAAGAUCAGAUGGUGGCUAUGACCCAGAGCUACGGAUGGUGCUGGAACUGGCGACAGACUCUGAAUUGUAUGAAAUUAAAAGCAUUCUCUUCGGUCCCAGCUACUUUAGUCCCUUGCUGAAAUCACUAACAAAAAGAGCCGAUGUUGACAUCAUGCAUGGAGGAGUUUCCGAGGGACGGGAAGAUUUCAUAGAGCAUCUUGAGGCGCGCUUCUUGUUUCUUGCAGCAGACGCACGAUCUACACUGAGGGGUUGGAGGCCCUCGUACAGAAAUGUUUUACUUGGUGUAAGAAGAAAGUUAAGCAUUCCAUGUUCAAGCAAACUGUCCACAGAAGAUCUCGAGGCAGAAAUUUUUCUUCACCUGUUACAUGAAUAUUCGAGUGAGGAAACAGGCAGUGUUCCUUUCCUAUCGGAUAAGUUUACAUCUUCUAAUAGUCAAGGUAGUUUAGAACCUGGCCUAGGUCAGUGGAAGAUGCGUGCUCUGGAAGCAUUGAAAGUGGGGGCUGAGGAGCUCCAGUCUUUACUUUUGAAGGGUGGUGGUGUGUUAACAUUGGCAAAGAUAUAUCAAUUGUUAGCAAGGAGAUUAUCCGGGAAGAUGCUUUUGGAAGCUGCGAACUAUCAGAUAAAGCGGGAAGUUCUCAAAAAGGGUGGACAGGUGGUAGCUAUAAACCUCGAGUCGAGAGCAGCCUUGCUUGCAGCAAGACAGGGUUUUUCUUAUGCAACAUCACGAUACCUCGGGCUUCGAAGCAUGAUGAUGUUACUUGGCCCAAUGCUGUGGGGAACUUUUCUGGCUGAUGUUGUAAUUCAAAUGAUUGGCACAGAUUAUGCUAGAAUUCUUCGAGCAAUUUACGCAUUUGCGCAGAUCCGUCUUACUCGAACUUAUGGGUGGACGCCAGUCAAGGAACAUCCAGCCGAUUAUUUUUGAGUCACCAUGUUAUCUGGUGGUAUGUGAAUCUCAGCUUCAUGUUGAUGUUUUUCUACACUGAUGGCAAAGGUGCGGAAUUCUGGUGCACAUGAUGAAAUACAUUUCCAGUUCCUACUUACCAGUUGAGGAGGAAAUCUCUCUUUCUUGUAAUUUAUUUUAUUUCCAUCUCCAUUAAGUGGAUAAUAUGGGCUUCUCUUUGGAAAAUUACCAAACACCUGCUGGGUACAACUAUUGGGACCGAAAACCUGCCAUGUUUCUUGGAAAACCCCCCCAUGUAUCGAAAAUAGGUAAUAAAGAUUCCCCACCAUCCACAUCUGCUAAUAGUGGGUUUUUAUUUUA
Magnolia sinica is the source of this 1640-nucleotide messenger RNA. RefSeq lists its product as uncharacterized. NCBI's taxonomy places the organism in Eukaryota, Viridiplantae, Streptophyta, Magnoliopsida, Magnoliales, Magnoliaceae. The transcript has 12 exons. The coding region runs from base 216 to 1301 and encodes 361 amino acids. The record is from RefSeq and is a predicted model, not a curated record.